ACCCUGUGUAUAAAAUCAGUAUCGACCCUUGAUUGCCGACUUGACCGUCUGGCAGGUUUAUGCCCCAUUAGCAGCUUUAUUAAUGUAAGCAAAUAAUUAAAUAACCCUCGUUAACCAGAUUUAUGGUUAAUUUGUACAGGUUAUUUUUGAUACAUCCAUCGAAUAAAAGUUGCCUCAUUGCCCCAUACAGGUCCGUGAUUUACGUAAUUUUCCCUCAGCGUCCCCCACUUUACGGCAUAGCACGUUACCAAACUGGAGGUCAUGCGAACUGCUGCUUUUCAUUUGUACACAGUAGCCGGACACCAUAAUCAAACGAUUUAAGUGGGAAGAUAAUACUAUCGUACAUGUUCCGAUACACAAAUUUCAGCAAAAAAGUCAAGCUGUUAUUCAAUAUCUUUCCCUAAAUCGGCAUAUUGUGAAAUCGUUAGCCUUUUUGCUAACGUUAGCUAAGCUACAGCACCAGUCUCCUGGACCAGGAAACUCUUCAGAUCUUCCUCAGCCAUGGACAACAGCAACUCACAAGGGUCGGGGGGAUUCAAAGCCGGUCUGGGGAACCUCUUCGGAGGUGGUGCUCCUGAGUACUCCAACACGGAGCUUGCCGGCGUGCCAUUAACUGGAAUGAGUCCGCUGUCCCCCUACCUCAACGUCGACCCUCGUUACCUAGUGCAGGACACGGAUGAGUUCAUCCUGCCCACAGGCGCAAAUAAGACCAGAGGGAGGUUCGAAUUGGCCUUCUUCACUAUUGGGGGUUGCUGUAUUACAGGCGCUGCAUUUGGAACGAUAAAUGGGGUGAGGAUGGGACUGAAGGAGACCAGAGACAUGGCCUGGUCCAAACCUCGUAAUGUACAGAUUCUUAACAUUGUGACCAGGCAGGGUGCAUCAUGGGCCAACACACUAGGCUCUGUUGCGCUGCUGUACAGUGUGUUUGGUGUUGCCAUAGAGAAGGUCCGAGGAGCAGAGGACGACAUCAACACAGUGGCUGCUGGGACCCUCACUGGGAUGCUCUUCAAGUCAACCAGUGGCUUGAGGGGGGUAGCCCGGGGUGGCCUCGCCGGCCUGGCCCUGUCUGGAGCAUACGCCCUCUACAGCAACUGGGACAACAUCACCGGCUCCUCCUCUUCUUCCUCCAGGCUGUACUGAAGAUCCCAAUCUCGGCUUCAUCAUUACCCCUUCUUCCAUACUCCCACAUGACCUCCCCCCCGUUCACAGCUGUUAACCACAGGCCUCAGCAAGGAAUCAGACUCUGGUCAAUGGCGGUGUACUGUACAGGAAUGUGUGGGGUUUAAUGCUGGGCCCUCUGGUCCUCGGGUCCUUCCUAACGCACCGUCCAAUCCCCUACUACGGAGCCUUCCGGAUACACAGGAUCCAACUGAAAAUGGAGACUUUAUUGACUUUGAUGUGUGUGACUCUGAAUUCAGUUCGUCCCAUCCCCCACCGGAGUUUGGUCUGUGACCUUCAAAAUGGGUUCAAUGUUUCGUCUCGUAAACUAGGGCUGGAUGGGGUUUGUAAAAGUGUAUAUUAUUGUAUUUUAAAAUGGCCAAAUAUUAAUUGGAGUUGUGUUAGCCUUGGAACACUGACAUUUAAAAUCUGUAUCAUAUUCACAUUUAUUACAUCAGCAGAUAUAGUUUAUAAAGCAGGAUGGAAGCUGGAAAGCGACUUGGUACGUUUAUCCGUAGGGAAGUUUAAGUUAUUGUGACUUUAAUGUUGAACAUUCAUUGUUGGUCAAUGUGAACACUUCAACCUUUUGACCUCAUCAACUCCAUUACUGUCAUUAUUUCCCGGCUGAAUACCUCUCACCCAAUGCCAUGUUAAUGAACACAAAGUAUCAUCAUUAUAGUACCAACCUAUUAAUUAUCUGCAGUACUGUGGUAAUGAUCAGUUGCAGUUGAAAGAUUGAAAAUUCUACUGACUGCUGUAUUUGUAUGGCCUUUCCCGUCAGCCAUGUGAUGAAUACAAAUAAAGACUACACAAGUUCAACAGGA
Messenger RNA from Gadus macrocephalus (Pacific cod), 1982 nucleotides. RefSeq names its product translocase of inner mitochondrial membrane 23 homolog a (yeast) (gene timm23a). Lineage: Eukaryota; Metazoa; Chordata; Actinopteri; Gadiformes; Gadidae. The record is from RefSeq and is a predicted model, not a curated record. Gene Ontology annotation, biological process: protein import into mitochondrial matrix. Gene Ontology annotation, cellular component: TIM23 mitochondrial import inner membrane translocase complex; mitochondrial inner membrane. Bases 502 to 1140 code for a protein of 212 amino acids. The transcript is spliced from 7 exons. Gene Ontology annotation, molecular function: transmembrane protein transporter activity.